This is a messenger RNA of Molossus molossus (Pallas's mastiff bat), 3115 nucleotides long. RefSeq names its product kelch like ECH associated protein 1 (gene KEAP1). The record is from RefSeq and is a predicted model, not a curated record. The transcript has 6 exons. NCBI's taxonomy places the organism in Eukaryota, Metazoa, Chordata, Mammalia, Chiroptera, Molossidae. Gene Ontology annotation, molecular function: transcription factor binding. Bases 112 to 1986 code for a protein of 624 amino acids.
CGCAGCGAUGGAGGCGCCCGGGCCUAAAGCGACGGAGGCGGAGCCCGAGCGCGGCCAUGGCGGGGCCCCUGAGUGUCAGUGGUGGUGUUGUCCCUUGUCACCUGGAACCCCAUGCAGCCGGAACCCAGGCCUAGUGGGGCUGGGGCCCACACCCGAUUUCUACCCUUGAGGUCACAGCGCCCUGAGGGUUCAGGGGACACAGUGAUGUACGCCUCCACCGAGUGCAAGGCUGAGGUGACACCUUCCCAGCAUGGCAACCGCACCUUCAGCUACACGCUGGAGGACCACACCAAGCAGGCCUUCGGAAUCAUGAAUGAGCUGCGGCUCAGCCAGCAGCUGUGUGAUGUCACACUUCAGGUCAAGUACCAGGACGCACCGGCUGCGCAGUUCAUGGCACACAAGGUGGUUCUGGCCUCAUCCAGCCCUGUCUUCAAGGCCAUGUUCACCAACGGGCUGCGGGAGCAGGGCAUGGAGGUGGUGUCCAUUGAGGGCAUCCACCCCAAGGUCAUGGAGCGUCUCAUCGAGUUCGCCUAUACAGCCUCCAUCUCCAUGGGUGAGAAGUGUGUGCUCCAUGUCAUGAACGGUGCCGUCAUGUACCAGAUCGACAGCGUCGUCCGUGCUUGCAGUGAUUUCCUGGUACAGCAGCUGGAUCCCAGCAAUGCCAUUGGCAUCGCCAACUUCGCUGAGCAGAUUGGCUGUGCUGAGCUGCACCAGCGUGCCCGCGAGUACAUCUACAUGCACUUUGGGGAGGUGGCCAAGCAAGAGGAGUUCUUCAACCUGUCCCACUGCCAGCUGGUAACCCUCAUUAGCCGAGAUGAUCUGAAUGUGCGCUGUGAGUCUGAGGUCUUCCAUGCCUGUAUCAACUGGGUCAAGUAUGACUGCGAGCACCGACGCUUCUAUGUACAGGCGCUGCUGCGGGCCGUGCGCUGUCACUCGCUGACACCCCACUUCCUGCAGAUGCAGCUGCAGAAGUGCGAGAUCUUGCAGUCAGACUCACGCUGCAAGGACUACCUGGUCAAGAUCUUCCAGGAGCUCACCCUACACAAGCCCACACAGGUGAUGCCCUGCCGGGCGCCCAAGGUGGGCCGGCUCAUCUACACUGCUGGUGGCUAUUUCCGCCAGUCACUCAGCUACCUGGAGGCUUACAACCCCAGUGAUGGCACAUGGCUUCGGUUGGCAGACCUGCAGGUGCCUCGUAGUGGCCUGGCAGGCUGCGUGGUGGGUGGGCUGCUUUAUGCCGUGGGUGGCCGGAACAACUCACCUGAUGGCAACACCGACUCCAAUGCCCUGGACUGCUACAACCCCAUGACCAACCAGUGGUCGCCCUGUGCCCCCAUGAGUGUGCCACGCAACCGAAUUGGGGUUGGGGUCAUCGAUGGGCACAUCUAUGCUGUUGGUGGCUCCCAUGGCUGCAUCCACCACAACAGUGUGGAGAGGUAUGAGCCAGAGCGUGAUGAGUGGCACUUGGUGGCCCCAAUGCUGACUCGAAGGAUCGGGGUGGGAGUGGCUGUUCUCAACCGGCUGCUCUAUGCCGUUGGGGGCUUUGACGGAACGAACCGCCUCAACUCAGCUGAGUGUUACUAUCCAGAGAGAGAUGAGUGGCGAAUGAUCACACCCAUGAACACCAUUCGAAGUGGGGCAGGAGUCUGUGUACUGCACAACUGUAUCUAUGCUGCUGGAGGCUACGAUGGUCAGGACCAGCUGAACAGUGUGGAGCGCUACAACGUGGAGACAGAAAUGUGGACUUUCGUAGCUCCCAUGAAGCAUCCUCGAAGUGCUCUGGGGAUUACUGUGCACCAGGGGAGAAUCUAUGUUCUUGGAGGCUACGACGGUCACACAUUCCUGGAUAGUGUGGAGUGUUAUGACCCAGACACGGACACCUGGAAUGAGGUGACCUGCAUGACAUCUGGCCGGAGCGGGGUGGGCGUUGCUGUCACCAUGGAGCCCUGCCGGAAGCAGAUCGACCAGCAGAACUGUACCUGUUGAGCCACUUUGGUUUUCUUGGGCAAAAAAUGGUUCCAUCAAGAGUAUUGCCAGCCCUGGCUGGUUUGGCUCAGCAGUUGGAGUGUCGGCCUGAAGACUAGAGAGUCCUGGGUUCGGUUCCUGCUAGGGGCACGUACCAAAAAAAAAAAAAUUAUAAAAAAAAGAAAGAGUAUUGCCAUUUUUGUACCAAAAUAGGGACAAAAGAAAAGUGACAGAGCAAAUGCUUGUCUACCAAGAUGUGAGGCUGGGAUGCCUCAGUGUUAGAAUGACUACUUGAAGGAAAAAAGACCAGAGUGGGAAUCCAUGAGCCCAUUAGAGUAGUCCCAGGAAUGUCCAAGAGAGUGCCUGGGGAUUGAGGGUGGUUCGAGAAGGGCGGGUUCCUGGGAGAGAAAACCCCACAACUACUACCCCAAGAUUAGGCCUGUGUCCCAUACCAGCAGCUGCCACCUCCCUUUGGGGUGAAAACAGGUAUUGAGGUCAGGCUUUUUUUUUUGUUCCCUGUGUCUUUGUGAUUGAUUCCUAGAGGCCUGGGAAAGAGCCAAUUGAGACCUUGGGGGUGAGGCCCUUCAGGAGUUGUGGACCCCAGGAUGGGCUUGUACAUAGAAACCACUGGAUGUCUUUGCCCUAGACAGUAAUUUUGUUGAUAAGUAACCCUGUAACUUUCCAAUGAAAAUAAAGAACAAACUAACUAGUGUCUUCUACCUGGACUCUCCGCUUGAGAUCUUGAACCUGGGACAGACAAGACUCUUCUCCUGAAAUGCAAUGAAGUCUUUGAUUUAGGUCUUAGAUUUGAAACCAGUUUGUUAUCUCUGCCCAUGCCUCUUGAUAUGUAGGGCAUCUUUCUCCCCAUAAGCAAGACACACAGGGCUCACUUUGUCUAUCACUUUGGGCUGCUUUGAAGAUAAUGACCUAACUCCUGACACAUCUCCAGGGCUCUGAGAGGUUAAGUUCAUGUGUGCACAGUUUAUAUUUUAAGGCAAACCAUCCCCAAAAUGUUUUCCAAAUUUGGUGAAAGUCUAUCUGGUAUUUUAGUGCAUUUCAGUAACACACUGAGCCUUUUCCUUUAUUGACGUGCCUGGUAAUUAAAAGGACAAAGGGGCCCUGGCCCAUUUGGCUCAGCGGUUAGAGCGUU